Messenger RNA from Brassicogethes aeneus, 803 nucleotides. Lineage: Eukaryota; Metazoa; Arthropoda; Insecta; Coleoptera; Nitidulidae. The record is from the annotation of a GenBank genome assembly.
ACUGCCCGGGACGAAUCAGCGCGUCGUUAUUUUUGGCAGCAGUGUUGUCCGCGCAAAGUGAAGGCAAGUCAAAAAAUUGAAAAUCGUCAUAUUCAACAAAAUAGACAAAUUGAAAGAGCGUGAAAAGUGCAAAUUCCCGACGAUUUUUUCAUACUCCGUUAUUGAGUUGUUGUAAAUUUCACGUCUAGCACCCAAAAAGAUUCCAAAAUGACUGAUCGCAAAGCAGUUAUCAAGAAUGCCGACAUGAGCGAGGACAUGCAACAAGAUGCUGUCGACUGUGCCACACAAGCCAUUGAAAAAUAUAACAUUGAAAAGGAUAUUGCUGCAUACAUAAAGAAGGAAUUUGACAAGAAAUACAACCCCACAUGGCAUUGUAUAGUGGGCAGAAACUUCGGAUCUUACGUGACCCACGAGACCCGCCACUUUAUCUAUUUCUACUUGGGACAGGUGGCAAUACUGCUUUUUAAGAGCGGAUAAACUGGCCCCCCCAUUCCCCUCCCCCGACUAUACCCCCACUUCCCGUUAUUCCCAAAGCCUCCUCCUCGAACCCCCACCCCUCAUUCUCCCAGUCUAUCGUACUGCCCCCUACCCGGGUCGUUUUAACCAAACUUAUAUUAAAGCGCGUGCGAAAGAAUUGAAAGAUAGACUCGGAUAAUGUAAAAAAUUGCUUAGUAUUUAAUUUUUAUCGAUAUGAUAUUUUGGAAAUAAAUUAUUUUGUUGAUUCCCGGUUUUUUACUAUGCAAGAGAACGCACAAGUCAUUUACGAAAGUCGUGCACUUCGAGAUUUUGCGACCAUUCACUGU